UAGUAGAAAAUGCCAAACGUAAUAAAAAUGGCGCUUAUGUUGAGCAGUUUACGAUAAACAUACGUUUGCAGUGCGUACUUUAUUGAUGUAAUUAUUUUGUUGUGAUUUAUAGUAAAUUGUAUUAUUAGAAAGUGAUACCAUAUCGUGGACUAAUGAGUUUAUUGACCGAUGUCUGCCGUGGCUCCCAAUAUCCCCGGGGCUGACCCAGCAAAGGAUAUACAAAAGCGCCGUGCUGGCAGUAUUGGAUCCGAUGAAGACGACGCAAGUGGGGGGAAGUACACAAGGAUGGAGGAGGAUAAUAUUCAGGACAAAGAGAGGUUUGCAAGUCGGGAAAACCACUGUGAGAUUGAACGACGGCGAAGAAACAAGAUGACGGCGUACAUAACAGAGUUGUCGGACAUGGUGCCAACAUGCUCCGCGCUGGCACGCAAACCCGACAAGCUCACCAUACUGCGCAUGGCAGUAGCUCAUAUGAAAGCAUUGAGAGGCACAGGCAAUACUUCCACUGAUGGCACAUACAAGCCAUCAUUUUUGACUGACCAGGAACUCAAGCAUUUAAUCCUUGAAGCGGCUGACGGAUUCCUGUUCGUUGUUAGUUGCGAUACUGGUCGCGUCAUUUACGUCAGCGACAGUAUAGCUCCAGUACUUAAUUAUUCUCAGGGAGAAUGGUAUUCCUCAUCUUUUUAUGACCACGUGCAUCCAGAGGAUACCGAGAAGGUUCGAGAGCAGUUGAGCACUCAAGAACCACAAAAUACAGGACGCAUUUUAGAUUUGAAAACCGGAACGGUGAAGAAAGAAGGACAUCAAUCGUCCAUGCGGCAGGUGAUGGGCUCGCGGCGCGGCUUCAUCUGCCGCAUGCGCGUGGGCGGCUCGGCGGAGGGCGCGCACCUCGGCCGUCUGCGCGCGCGCAACUCGCUGGGGCCCUCGCACGACGGACACAACUACGCCGUCGUCCACUGCACCGGCUACAUCAAGAACUGGCCGCCUACAGACUUGUUUCCAGGCAUGCAGAUGGACCGGCCGGUCGAGGACGAGCUGCACGCUUCUCAUUGUUGCCUCGUUGCCAUCGGACGACUACAGGUGACAUCGACUCCGAACGCGGCCGAGGGCAGCCUGUGCAGCGGCGGCGUGGAGUUCGUGUCGCGGCACGCCGUGGACGGCCGCUUCACCUUCGCGGACCAGCGCGCGGCGCAGGUGCUGGGCUACGCGCCCGCCGACCUGCUCGGCAAGCUGUGCUACGAGUUCUACCACCCGGAGGACCAGCAGCAUAUGAGGGACAACUUUGAUCAAGUAUUAAAAUUGAAAGGCCAGAUCAUAUCCCUCAUGUACCGGUUUCGUACCAAAUCCAGGGAUUGGAUAUGGCUGAGGACGUCAGCCUUCGCCUUUUUGAAUCCGUACAACGACGACGUUGAAUAUAUUGUCUGCACAAACACGCUAGCAAACCGGUCGCUAGGCAGCGCGAGUGGCGAGGCGCCGCCGGAGGAAAACUACGACUACCACUUGCGGCACCGCGACGUGUACCAGGCCGCGCAGCAGCCUGUGCUGCACCAGCAACACCAUGCACCGCCUGUUGCAGCCGGCAGCGUGGGCAUGGGCGCGGCGGGCGCGCGGUCGCCGGGCGCGGCGCCGGCGGCGGGCGCGGGCUACGCGCCGCACUACGCGCCCGACUACUCGCCGCACCGCGUCGCCAACACCCCGCCCGUCACCACCUGGACCACGCUCCGACCCAGCGGCGGAGCCGGCGGCGAGAGCUACGCGUACAGCGGCGAGGCGCCCGCGGCCGGCUCGGGCACCGCGCCCGCGGCCGACGGCUCGCCCGCGCGCUCCCCGCCCGCGCCCGCCUACCUGCCGCCCGCGCACUACCACCACAACCACCACCCGCACCCGGCGCACGGUCAGUAUACACGUACAGCGGCCGGCUCGGGCACCGCGCCCGCGGCCGACGGCUCGCCCGCGCGCUCCCCGCCCGCGCCCGCCUACCUGCCGCCCGCGCACUACCACCACAACCACCACCCGCACCCGGCGCACGGUCAGUAUACACGUACAGCGGCCGGCUCGGGCACCGCGCCCGCGGCCGACGGCUCGCCCGCGCGCUCCCCGCCCGCGCCCGCCUACCUGCCGCCCGCGCACUACCACCACAACCACCACCCGCACCCGGCGCACGGUCAGUAUACACGUACAGCGGCCGGCUCGGGCACCGCGCCCGCGGCCGACGGCUCGCCCGCGCGCUCCCCGCCCGCGCCCGCCUACCUGCCGCCCGCGCACUACCACCACAACCACCACCCGCACCCGGCGCACGGUCAGUAUACACGUACAGCGGCCGGCUCGGGCACCGCGCCCGCGGCCGACGGCUCGCCCGCGCGCUCCCCGCCCGCGCCCGCCUACCUGCCGCCCGCGCACUACCACCACAACCACCACCCGCACCCGGCGCACGGUCAGUAUACACGUACAGCGGCCGGCUCGGGCACCGCGCCCGCGGCCGACGGCUCGCCCGCGCGCUCCCCGCCCGCGCCCGCCUACCUGCCGCCCGCGCACUACCACCACAACCACCACCCGCACCCGGCGCACGGUCAGUAUACACGUACAGCGGCCGGCUCGGGCACCGCGCCCGCGGCCGACGGCUCGCCCGCGCGCUCCCCGCCCGCGCCCGCCUACCUGCCGCCCGCGCACUACCACCACAACCACCACCCGCACCCGGCGCACGGUCAGUAUACACGUACAGCGGCCGGCUCGGGCACCGCGCCCGCGGCCGACGGCUCGCCCGCGCGCUCCCCGCCCGCGCCCGCCUACCUGCCGCCCGCGCACUACCACCACAACCACCACCCGCACCCGGCGCACGGCAUGUGGUCGUGGCAGGGCGGCGGCGCGGGCGCGCCGGGCGCGGGGGAGAGCGCGGCGCCGCACGAGCUGUCGGACAUGCUGCAGAUCCUCGACCAGAGCGGCGGCGCCGCCUUCGAGGACCUCAACAUCAACAUGUUCAACUCCAACUUUGAAUAGCGCCGCGGUUCCCGAGGUUGCCGUCCCGCUUAGUCGCGAGUCGCUCCACCUAUUCGAUUCCCGAUCGACGGUAGUGCCAGAGACAACAGAACUAUCGAUGACGCAUCAAUUCGAAAGAUAAGUCGCAGCUUUACUGGAGGACGCUACCCUACGUCGGUGACUUAAAAAAUCUAUCAUAGACCGCAGUUGACAUCAGUUCAGUGUCUGUAGGUUCGAUUGCCUGUGGUAGCACGAAACCCGAGCGCGUCCCGCGUCCGCGACUCUGCGUGUUGACAAUUCAACUAGAGCUUUAUCGCGGGAUGAUAUAGCUCUCAAUAAAUGGCAACCAACUGUACAAAUCAUGUACCUUGUAAAAAUACACAAAUUCACCUUACUCUUAUUUGACGCUUAAGUUUGUGGAGACUAGUUUGGUAUUGUGUUAUCGACUUAUUAAUUGAUGGGCUAAAAGGUAGAGCGGUGGAUCGGCAGCUAGUUACUUAACAUACGCAUAUAUUUUUAUGUAAUAAAGUUAAUAAAUAAAAACAUAGGUUUAGGAUAGACAUUUAUAUGAUAAGAUAAACCUUUUUUUAUUCAUUAGGCGGUUUAGACAUUUAAUUUUUAAGAACAGGGUGCGUAGACAAGAUGCCGAUCGUUACGCUCCGUAGCGAACGAAACGCAACUGUCUCUGUCGCACUAAUAUGGAAGAGUGAUAAAGAGAUAUAACUCGCUACUUUACGAACGAUUGGCAUCUUGUCUAUGCACCCAUGAAUAAGUUAAAUCCAACUAUUCCUGGCUGAAUAUAUUUUAAAUUAUCUGACAGAUGAAUACUGUAUUUGCUGUUAAAUUUAAAAUGUUUGUAGGAAAACUUAUUUCGUAAUUGCUUUUAAAUUGAUACCUACCGAGAGCUUCUAGAUUUUUUAAUCGUCUGCUAGACGGUCGCCGACAAGCCCCUCAGACCGUGUGCCCUUGGUCUGGACAGACCGUGUGACCGUUGGUCUGCGAGCGUCGCUAGCGGCCGCGGUCAGUGCGGUUUGGUUGAGGCGGUCUGGAACCGUAUGACCGCCCGUCGCCGAUGACCGCACUAGGCCGUUUCACUCGGAGAACGCACCGUGUGCGCACGGGUCGUAGUCAUGACAACUACUUAAAAACUUUCUUCUCUAUUCUGAGAAAGUUAUGAAUGUCAUCGUAGUCCUCAAAUUUCCUCAAAUUAUUUAACAUGCAAUGUUUGUUUGUAAUCUAUGAUAUUAUAUAACUAUAGGUAGGUUAUACUCAUACAUAAGGAGCACAAAGAAUACUUCCAUAUUUAUUUUUUAGGUGACCAUAGGUACUCUGUGAUAAAACAACGCUAGCUAAUUGUGUUUGGGUUUGUAAGAAUUGUCUCUGUGAGUACUAGUUGUCUGUUGCAAGAAAAGUACAGUCAGCGACAAAAGCUUUAUUAUUUGUGUAUUUUAUAUGUAUUUUAUCAAGUUUUUCAGUUGUUUGCGAUAGUUCUAAUAAAUAUCUUAUUUCUUUCUCCUUGCACUAUUUUUACAUGUAUCUGUUUAGCCCGAUCAUUGUGGUAUUUUGUACAAUAAAGUUUAAAUAAAUACUUGUAACAAAAAUUAAAAUUUUGACGAAAAACUUAAUUAAGUUAGCGUUUUACCCACUCUUUUCUUAAUUUAAUUGAACAAAUAAGCGUGCCACGUCAACUUAAAAUUUCUAUAGGCUAGAGGCAAUUUUGUGCGCUUGCAUUACGUGUUGUACGUCCGCGAGUUCUGAACACACUGGUUUGCCAACCGUCUAGCCACGGCUUUCACGACGACCCCCGGAUCAAGGUCAGACGUUCUGAUGCUUGUCAGCGACCGUCUGGCAGACGCUUUAGAAUUUGUUCUGAACAUAUUUUGGAUAAAGGUGUCACUUUGAUGGAUGACAACAUCGAGCAACACUGGCUUCCGACACGUCGGAAGGGAGGAGCCCAAGCGAUAUCUUACUGUACAAAUAAUUCUGCCAUUUUUUUGCGGGGGGACACUUGCACACUGUCGCACUUCUCACUCACUACAUACUAAGUCCUAUCUGCAAUGACGACACAAAUACAUAGAAAAUUACAAACACCUCGAUCUCAUUUUGCGUACGGACGAGUCACAACACGUACCGCGCUAUGCCCAGUUCCCAGUUGUGCAUGUGCUUCGGCAAAGGGGAAAUAGUGCGAAUGCCGACUGUUGUUGCUCGAAGUCCCGAUGUUGCUCGAAGGAUGUCAAUGAUGACGAUGGCAGUAGUAUUGACGACGGACAAAUCUAUACGCAUUCCACUGAGUUAGGAUGGCGGGUGUACCUAAAUAAAUAAAAAGCAUACCAUAUUUUCUAUUUAGUUCCAAAAGUCUCCUUAAAAUUUUUUUUACCUCCCUGUACUUAAUUACCAAAAAACAGUAAACCCGCCAUUCUGACAGUCAGAAUGGCGGGUGUUUUUGAGUACGCAAUGAUCCCGCUAUUAUUGGUAAAUUCUAUAAAAACUAAAUUUUUGUAACUUCAUAUUCAAUUAUAAAUUUACCCAUUUAUUUGUGGUUUCCAAGUUUUACUCAUUUUACUUUUUACAUUGCUAUUACACUUUUGUAGGCGCUAGUGGCGCUACCAUUUUUCACCUUAUCGAUUAGGUGCAAAAAUAUGGUAUACAUACUUGUUUAUUUUUAUUAUUCAGGUACACCCGACAUCCUGACUCUCACGCCUUCCAGAUGACAACACAUAUUUUGUAAUGAUGUAUAACUGUAACGCGUAAUGACUAAUGACCCAUAAAAUGAUUAAGUUUAGUGAAACAAGUAUUAUAUAUUAUAAAUCGUUAUAUUAGUUUAAAAGGCUCUUUCAAGUCACAAUGUUUGAAUGAUGUCCGAGCUUGAUAUGAAGCUCUAAAUCAAGACCUUUUUAUAUCCUCCCACAUGAAACUUUUAUCAUAUGUUUUAAUGUUGCAAUGAACUUGUUACCAAGGGAAUUAUGAGUCCAUAUAGAUUUUUGUGCUAGGGAACAGUGUUAAGAAACUAGUAAGCAAUAUGUCCGCCGAUUCCCACCUUUUAGCCGGAUUUGGUAUUCAACACAUUCUUAUGCCUUCUCUGGCAGUUAUUAAACACUUAGCAAUUUUUUAUUUUAAGUUAAUUUUGAAUUAAUACAUCCAGGACUACUACUUACGAUAAUUAUGUAUACAUUAUAAUUGAGAAUAUAUUUUUACCAGAGCCUAACAUUCUAUUGGGAUAUAAUGAACUUAUGCUGGCUCUGAAUUUAUUUUAUUUUUAAAAGUAUUUUGAUCUAUAGAAUUGAGUAUUAAAAUUUGUAAAAUGAAUUUUUCAUUAAAAUUAAGUACGACUAA
Cydia pomonella (codling moth) is the source of this 6309-nucleotide messenger RNA. It is a transcript of the gene tgo, whose product is annotated as aryl hydrocarbon receptor nuclear translocator homolog. The transcript has 14 exons. Lineage: Eukaryota; Metazoa; Arthropoda; Insecta; Lepidoptera; Tortricidae. Gene Ontology annotation, biological process: regulation of transcription by RNA polymerase II. The record is from RefSeq and is a predicted model, not a curated record. Bases 169 to 2997 code for a protein of 942 amino acids. Gene Ontology annotation, molecular function: protein dimerization activity; DNA-binding transcription factor activity, RNA polymerase II-specific; RNA polymerase II cis-regulatory region sequence-specific DNA binding. Gene Ontology annotation, cellular component: cytoplasm; aryl hydrocarbon receptor complex; transcription regulator complex.